Molecule: messenger RNA, 1319 nt
Organism: Pocillopora damicornis (cauliflower coral)
Lineage: Eukaryota; Metazoa; Cnidaria; Anthozoa; Scleractinia; Pocilloporidae
Source: RefSeq, a predicted model, not a curated record
GUGAGUUCUGGUUUUCCAGCUUCAGGAAUUUCAAUUCCACUAUCCCUGUUGAUAUUAUCAGGUUGAAGUCUUUUGUGGAUAGCUUCCUUGACUCUUCUGGUGUAACAAUCAAAAUUCAAUCCUUUCUUUGAGGUAUUUGAAAAACAAGCAGUAGAAUCUGCAACACAGAAACCCAAGAUCUAGAACCACUACAUUGAUGACACCUUCACCAUCCUGGAUUGCAGUUAUGUUGACUGUUUCUUACAGUAUCUAAACAGUCAACAACCUACCAUCCAAGUCACCUUGAAAACUGAGAAAGACAACAAGAUCACCUUUCUCUAUAUGUCAGUUAUGAGGAAACCAGACAGAUGCCUGACCACCAGUGUCCACAAAAAAUUCACUCACACUUUUCAGUACUUAGCAUAUGAUUCACACCAUCCUCAAUCAGUAAAGCGCAGUAUUGUUAAGUGUUUGUUUGACCAGGGGAAGCAUCUCAUGACAAAACCAUCAAUCAUCUCUAGGAAUCAGUUCUUGUUUCCAAUGGUUAUCCCUCUUCCUUUGUACAGAAGGUUACGAAGACAAGAAACUCCUCCUCAAGCAGAGACCCUGUGAUGCUGUUCAAGUUUACAGUGGUUUUGCCCUUUGUAAAAGGUGUAUCAGAGCCUUUUUGCCCUUGCCUGCAGCAACAAGGCAUCUGUGCAGUAUUCAAAUCUGACAUUACACUUAGAUCACAUUUGGUACAGCCAAAGGACACUGUCAAUCUAGCUAGACAGGACAGCAUGUUUUACAGAAUUCCCUGUGAGUGCAGUAAAAUCUAUGUUGGUGAAACAGGAAGACCUAUGCAAGAGAGGAUGAAAAAACAUGAGAGGGAUAUACUUUUAGCCUGUACCCAGACCUCUACCAUUUGUGAGCAUGCCAUCAAGAAUGGCCACCAUCCACUUUGGAACAAAGUGAAAUUUAUUGAUCGAGACUCACACUGGUACACCACAAGGAAGCUAUCCACGCAAGACUUUACCUCAAUAACAGUAACAAGGACAACGGAAUUGAAAUUCCUGAAGCGUGGAUACCAACAAUCAAGGAACACGGCAGGAGACUGGUACCACAGCAAACCACCAAGAAAACAACUUGGAGUCAGAUCUCUCAGAAAACCAGAACUCACUGGAACAAUGGGGAUCAAAAUUCACCAAUUGCAUCAUAUUGUCAUGAUACAAAUGGUAACACAUGAGCAGUCAACCCCAUUGCCUGAUGAAGACUAGCAAUAAGCAGUCAAAAUGUUAUGAUUUACAUCUCAAGUGACUACAUUGUGAGACAAACGAUUAAACAGCUUAUUAUCAUUGGCA